AGGGAGAUCCACUCACCAACAAAGGUUGGGUAAUGCUUGCAGCAGUAUUGGCAGCACAGAAGUCUGUUUCAGCCCUGGUGGAAAACAUAUCUGCUACCUCUCUGGCUGAGACAGAGUUGCAGUCUUGAACAGGAACUCCGGGUAAGCUAGGCUUGCUGCACGAGUAGUCAUGUGGGGCUUCCUGUCUUCUCCAGGGCAGCAGCAUCGUGCAGGGACUCCCAGCUAUCUCUGUGGACUUUGAGAUUCACAGUCAUCCCUCCAUGGCUCCUUACCACAUCCGCAAAUACCACGUCGGAGACCACAAGCAGGUGCUGACACUGUUUGCCCAGGGAAUGGAGGAGCACAUCCCUGCUACAUUCCACCACCUGUUGAAGCUACCCCGAGCCCUCCUGCUCUUGGCUGGAGGGCCCCUCAUUCUCCUGCUGGUCUCUGGCUCCUGGCUCCUGGCCCUGAUGGCAAGCCUCAUUCUCCUUGCAGGGUUGAAGUUCGUUGCCACAGUUCCCUGGAAGCAGUACAUUGCCAUGAGUUUGCAGACAGACAUGGCCGACAUCAUGAAAACCUACCUGAGUGGCAGAGGCUCCUGCUUCUGGGUGGCUGAGUCUGAGGGGCAAGUGGUGGGCACAGUGGGAGCUCUGCCUGUGGAGGAUCCCACCUUGCGGGAGAAGCAGCUGCAACUUUUUCACCUGUCUGUGGGCAUGGAGCACCGGGGUCAGGGCAUAGCAAAGUCCCUAGUCAGGACGGUCAUCCAGUUUGCCCAGGACCAGGGCUACAGUGAGGUAGUCCUGGAGACCAGUGUAGUGCAGUCAGCUGCCCUGAACCUCUACCAGGCCAUGGGCUUCCAGGUUAAACGCAAGUUCAACUACAAUAUAAGUAGUAGGCUAGUUGGGGUUUAUACUUUUCGUUUGGUCUUCCCUCUGGCUUCUGCUGACGUAAGGAACUUCUGACCUAUGACCUGUGCAUGAGUCAGGAGAAGAUCCACU
This is a messenger RNA of Ochotona princeps (American pika), 980 nucleotides long. RefSeq names its product putative N-acetyltransferase 8B. The record is from RefSeq and is a predicted model, not a curated record. Bases 261 to 944 code for a protein of 227 amino acids. NCBI's taxonomy places the organism in Eukaryota, Metazoa, Chordata, Mammalia, Lagomorpha, Ochotonidae. Gene Ontology annotation, molecular function: N-acetyltransferase activity. The transcript has a single exon.